CAAUUCUGAGUCGGAGUGGAUCUGUUAAGGAAAAACAAGAAGCCUGAAGUUGUAGAUAAAGCUGUUGUGCACUGAACUGUUCGUUUCACGUGCUCUUUCUUCUAUCAUGUGGUACAGAGCCUACUUUUUCAGCUAUUCUGCUGUCUGUACUUUCUAAGUGCACAUUAUUUUGAGAGCUGUAGCAGGGAAAAGAAGUCCAGCCAGUACGUGGACUAAACUUACCAAUCUGUCCUCUUUCUUUUUUCAUGUCGGGGGCUGUUUGGAUUUCUUCAGCGGGCUUGUCUUUACUUUUUUGGAGGACUACAUGCAGUGGGGUCCUGAAUGUUUGAUUAAAGCUAUGUUUGUGUGGGAGCUGGUUUUAGUGCAUUAACAACCAAAUCCCAUGUGGCACAGAUAGUAUUAAAACUGGGCAACUCAUGAAUCAGUGAGAUGAAUCCCCUCAGACAAUGUUGGAAGACACUUUUUCAGUGGAUAAGCCUUUGUCUAAAAUAUGUUCUCACAAGACUUUGUGGUGCUGUUCCAUCCAUAACAACUUUGAUAACACCAAAUGGUAUCACAGAGAGAGGAUCAUGUAAACCCGACUCAGAGGAGUGGAAAACCAAUGAAGCCCAAUGCACAUAUCACUGUGGAGAUAAAGAUGAAACCAUGGUAACAGUCCAAACCAGCACACAUGCAUUCUAUGUUGACCUUGGGAGACUCGCUGAGUUCAGUGAGUACUUUCGAGCCCUGUCUCAGUCCAGAAUGAGAGAAACCUCAGAGAGCCUCAUCCACCUGGAACACGUGUCCUCUUCUGUCUUUCAUAAUCUCCUAGAAUUCACCUUCUACAACAAGUUUGAAGUCCCUCCACAGGAGUUGGGCAUACACAUCCAAGUCAGCAGUUAUCUCCUUGCUGAAGCCUUCCUUUCAAAUUGCUUGUCAGUGCUGACAGAUGUUCUCAGCCCAGGCAACUGUUUGACCUACUUGAGUCUGGCUCAGGAGCUCUACUGUGUGGAGCUGAAGAUGACAGUUUUCACCUACCUGAGCAAAAGCCUGCUGGAGCUGCCUCACCUCAUCAAGAGUCUGACUGAAGAGAACCAGGCUGAAGUGGUCCACCUGAGAACACAAGGAGACCCAAGUCUCUGCUGCCUUAGAAAAGAGAACCUGACUACCUGGAAAGACCCAGAGACAGAACGUGCCCGACACAUGUUCACUUUGAAAGGGUCAGAGGACAGUGGAGAUUGGUGUCCGGUUAUAGAGCUUCCUUUCAGGGCUGAUAAGUGGUGUUUCACUACAGUGGUCUUGUAUAACUACCUGUACAUUAUCGGAGGAUACCGUCAUCGAGUGAAGAGAGGCUGGAAGUUCAAGAUGGCUUCCUUUAGGUACAAUCCUUUUACUAAUACAUGGGCAUCCACAGCUCCCUUGAUUAAGCACCGAAGGCACUUCAGUGCAGUGGCCUGUGAGGGCAGUAUUUAUGCUGUGGGUGGCUGGUACCUUGACUCGUUGGUGACUCCUGACUCCUGCACUGCUCUUUACACAGCUGUGGAACGCUACGAUCCAUGGGAGGACACAUGGAGGUUUGUCUCCUCUCUGCCAUUCACUGACUUCCACUUCACGAUGUCCUUAUCCUAUGACGUGCCCCUUGCAACAAGUCUUGAACACUGUCUCUAUGUGCUGGGGAGCAUCCAGAGGACUGGAGAGAAACUGCUGCUGCAGUACAACACAAGGCAAGACUCCUGGGCUGAACUACUUCCCACCCUUUCCAGAGCAGACGUAGACCUCCCUGCUCUCUACUUCCUGGGUGCCACUGACAGGCUGCUUGUGAUUGGUGGGAACAACUCUGGGAAUGUGGUGACGUCAUUCUGUGUGCAGUCACAGAUAUGGGGAGAGGUGCACACAGCUGAGAAAGUGGCAUUUGCAGGACAGGGGACAGUUUUAGGAGACCAGUUCUGUUUAGAGAUGGCUGAAGCCCAUCAGGCGGUUGGCUUUCAGUUUACUGUACGCCCAGAUGGUGUGGACCUUAAACUAAGCCAGGAGGUCAUCAAAAACAUCUACCUGUCAGGAGUGACCGCAUGGAAGAAACGAGCAAUUCAAUUCAAGAAUGGUGUAUUGGCUGGAGUGUAUCCUGCCAGUCCAUCCAGCUGGUUGAUAGUUGUGAUAGCCAUGAUGAGUUCCUUGUACACUCGCAUCGACCCUUCUCUAGGAAUGAUUGACACAAUCAAGGACAACCUGCCACACAGAGGCUAUAUGUCAGUGCAGACUCGAGCGGUGAUGAGCUCCAUCUUGUUUGCCACUGGACUGUGGAUUUUCCUCAUCUACCUCCUGAGAUACACUCUGAAAGCCUUACUCUCCUACCAUGGAUGGAUUUUUGAGUCCCAUGGAAAGAUGAGCACAUCAACCAAACUGUGGCUGAGCCUGGUGAAGAUGUUCUCUGGGCGCAGACCGCUGCUCUACAGUUUCCAGGCAUCUUUACCCAGGAUGCCAGUGCCCAGUGUGGAUGAUACCAUUCACAGGUACCUGGAGUCAGUCCGACCUCUGCUGGACAAUGAACAGUACAACCAAAUGGAGAUUUUGGCUAAUGACUUUAAAGAAUCCAAAGCUGCCCAGCUGCAGAGAUAUCUGCUUCUAAAAUCCUGGUGGGCAACAAAUUAUGUGAGUGACUGGUGGGAGGAGUAUAUCUACCUCAGAGGCCGGACUCCACUAAUGGUGAACAGUAACUUUUACGUAAUGGACCUCUUGUAUGUGACCCCGACACACCGACAGGCUGCACGGGCAGGAAAUGUGGUGCAUGCAAUGCUGCAGUACAGACGCAAACUAGAACGUGGAGAACAUGCUCCGCUUAGGGCUUUGGGGACUGUUCCUAUGUGUUCCACUCAGAUGGAGAGAAUGUUUAACACAACCCGUAUCCCUGGGAUUGAAACAGAUAUUGUGCAGCACCUGACAGACCGGAAGCAUCUGGUCGUCUACCACAAAGGCCGUUUCUUCCAGGUGUGGCUGUACACUGGAGGGCGCCACCUCUUACCAAGUGAACUUGAGACACAGUUUCAAAGGAUCCUCAAUGAUACAUCAGAACCGCAGCCAGGAGAACUCAAACUAGCUACUCUGACUGCAGGAAACAGGGUUCCUUGGGCUCAGACUCGGAUUAAAUACUUCAGUCAAGAAACAAACAAAGCUUCCUUGGAUGCUAUUGAGUCAGCCGCCUUCUUCUUGACACUGGAUGAUGAGCCGCAGGGUUAUGACCCUGCAAAGACCCGUUCAUUCGACAGUUACGCCAAGUCCCUGCUUCAUGGAAAAUGUUAUGACAGGUGGUUUGACAAGUCUUUCACCUUGAUCUCUUAUCCAAACGGUAAAAUGGGCAUAAAUGCUGAACAUUCUUGGGCGGAUGCACCAAUUGUAGGACACAUGUGGGAGUACGUUCUCUCAACAGACUGCUUCCAUCUUGGCUACACAGAGGAGGGACACUGUAAAGGGGAUGUGAACAAAGGCCUGCCGCAUCCCACUCGACUACAGUGGCAGAUUCCAAAGGAGUGCCAAGACAUCAUUGAGAAGUCAUACAUAUCAGCCAAACAGAUAGCUGAUGACGUGGACUUCCAUGGCUGUCUGUUUAGUGAGUUUGGGAAAGGACUGAUUAAGAAGUGCAGGACCAGCCCUGAUGCCUUCAUUCAGAUGGCCCUGCAGUUGGCACAGUUCAGGGACCAGGGAGUGUUCUGUCUGACAUACGAGUCCUCGAUGACUCGUAUGUUCAGAGAUGGUCGGACAGAGACCGUGCGUUCCUGCACCUCUGAGGCGGUUGCUUUUGUAAGAGCCAUGGAGGAUCAGGAUGCAACAAAUGCCCAAAGACUUGCUCUAUUUCGAAAGGCAGCAAAUAAGCAUCAAAACAUGUAUCGACUAGCCAUGACUGGGGCUGGCAUAGACCGUCACCUCUUCUGUCUCUACAUUGUGUCCAAAUACCUUGGGAUUGACUCGCCAUUUCUCAAAAAGGUGCUUUCAGAGCCCUGGAAGUUGUCUACCAGUCAAACUCCUCAGCAGCAGCUCAAUUUAGUCGACAUAAAUAAGUUCCCUAAAUAUGUGGGUGCUGGUGGUGGAUUCGGCCCAGUGGCUGAUGAUGGUUAUGGUGUAUCUUAUAUAAUUGUUGGAGAAAACCUCAUAACAUUCCACAUCUCCUGCAAGUUCUCCUGCCCUGACACAGACUCGUACCGGUUUGGUCAGCACAUUUGGAAGGCAAUGCAUGAUAUCCAGGCACUGUUCAAGCCUGAAAAUGAUAAGAAGGUGGUGGAGCAUGCGAAGCAUGAACCUGUGGAAAAUGGGAAGAAGCAAGUAUGACAGCCAUCAAGAUGAAUUGCUUCAUUUGGCAUCUUGUGUGAUGGUUUGCAUUAAUGGAGCUGGCCAUUCCACUCUGUCAAAAAUGGGAAUGAUUUUUACUCCCUUAAUUUAUUUGUAUUUAUACACUUUUAGAACUGCUUUUUUGGUGCUGAGGGCAAGAUGUGU
Notolabrus celidotus (New Zealand spotty) is the source of this 4464-nucleotide messenger RNA. RefSeq names its product carnitine palmitoyltransferase 1B (muscle) (gene cpt1b). Bases 430 to 4299 code for a protein of 1289 amino acids. Gene Ontology annotation, molecular function: protein binding; carnitine O-palmitoyltransferase activity. The record is from RefSeq and is a predicted model, not a curated record. NCBI's taxonomy places the organism in Eukaryota, Metazoa, Chordata, Actinopteri, Labriformes, Labridae. The transcript has 26 exons. Gene Ontology annotation, cellular component: mitochondrion. Gene Ontology annotation, biological process: fatty acid metabolic process; carnitine metabolic process.